This is a messenger RNA of Poecile atricapillus (Black-capped chickadee), 7724 nucleotides long. It is a transcript of the gene ATP2B2, whose product is annotated as ATPase plasma membrane Ca2+ transporting 2. NCBI's taxonomy places the organism in Eukaryota, Metazoa, Chordata, Aves, Passeriformes, Paridae. The record is from RefSeq and is a predicted model, not a curated record. Gene Ontology annotation, biological process: regulation of cytosolic calcium ion concentration; calcium ion transmembrane transport. The transcript is spliced from 27 exons. Gene Ontology annotation, cellular component: postsynaptic density membrane; intracellular membrane-bounded organelle. The coding region runs from base 631 to 4488 and encodes 1285 amino acids. Gene Ontology annotation, molecular function: ATP binding; P-type calcium transporter activity; ATP hydrolysis activity.
CAGCGGCCCCGGCGCAGGAGGAGGCGCCGUGCGCGGCCCGAGUCCCCGGGCGCUGCCGCCGGUGAGGGGACAGCGGCGGCUCCGCGCUCCCGGCGGCUCCGCUCCGCUCCCGGCUCAGGUCUUGCAUGCUGUGACACAAAGAUCUCAUCGCCUGGUGCGCUAUGUUCAUGUUUUGAAAUCAAGAUUGAUUAGCCAACACGAGAAGACCCAGCUGGUUAUGUGACUCAGAACCCUGUUUAUGAAGCACUCGCUCAUUUUUACAAGACAACUAAAUCAAAGGAAUGUUGAGGUUUGAAGCUGUAAAGGAGAGGGCUGGUAGAGGUUCAGUUUUGUUAAUUGAACAAGGUCCAGAGGAAGAAAUGACCAUGUAGAUUCUACAGCUUGGGUGCAACAUAAUGGGAAAUGGUGAAUGGAGUGGAGCUGGUCUGCAGCCUUGAGAGCAGCCGUUCUGUGACCUCCAGCCAGUCAGGGACACCCUCCACGCCAGAGGCAUCCUCCACCUCGCUCGCCGGACACACGCGGGAUUCUUUUUAAUUUCUCCGCUUGGAAUUCGAGAUUCCUCUCCUUCCGUUUUUAAACAGUUUUAAGAUUGUAUCAGCUACAACGAGUGGAGCAAUAUAACCAGCCACGAUGGGUGACAUGACAAACAGCGAUUUUUAUUCCAAGAACCAAAGAAAUGAGGCCAACCAUGCAGGAGAGUUUGGGUGCACACUGCAGGAACUGCGCUCCCUCAUGGAACUCCGAGGGACAGAAGCAGUAGUAAAAAUUAAAGAGACUUAUGGGGAAACAGAGGGGCUCUGCAGACAUCUGAAGACAUCACCAACAGAAGGAUUAGCUGGCACUGCUGCAGACCUAGAAAAAAGAAAGCUUAUUUUUGGAAAAAAUUUUAUACCUCCAAAGAAGCCAAAAACAUUCAUACAGCUAGUUUGGGAAGCGUUGCAGGACGUGACUCUUAUAAUCUUGGAAAUUGCAGCCAUCAUAUCUUUGGGGCUUUCGUUUUAUCAGCCACCUGGAGAAGGGAAUGAAGGGUGUGGUACUGCAACAGGAGGAGCUGAGGAUGAGGGGGAGGCCGAAGCUGGCUGGAUUGAAGGUGCUGCCAUCCUCCUGUCUGUCAUCUGUGUUGUCCUGGUCACUGCCUUCAACGACUGGAGCAAGGAGAAGCAGUUCCGCGGGCUGCAGAGCCGCAUCGAGCAGGAGCAGAAGUUCACCGUGGUGCGAGGGGGACAGGUCAUCCAGAUCCCCGUGGCAGAGAUCGUGGUUGGGGACAUUGCACAGGUGAAAUAUGGUGACCUCCUACCUGCUGAUGGGAUCUUUAUUCAAGGAAAUGAUCUCAAAAUCGAUGAGAGCUCUUUGACUGGAGAGUCCGACCAGGUCCGCAAAUCCGUGGACAAAGACCCGAUGCUGCUGUCAGGCACCCACGUCAUGGAGGGCUCUGGGCGGAUGCUGGUGACUGCUGUGGGGGUGAAUUCCCAGACUGGCAUCAUCUUCACUCUGCUGGGAGCUGGGGGAGAAGAGGAGGAGAAGAAAGACAAGAAAGGUGUGAAACAGGAGGAGGAACAGAAGCUUCCAGAUUCUUCCCAUCCCUCCUCCCACCCUCCUCCAGCCACAGAUGGUGCAGCAGGUGCAAAUGCCACUGAUAAUGCAAAUGCCAGCUUAGUCAAUGGCAAGAUGCAGGAUGGGAAUAUGGAGAACAACCAGAACAAAGCCAAGCAGCAGGACGGGGCUGCUGCCAUGGAGAUGCAGCCGCUGAAGAGCGCAGAAGGGGGAGAGGGAGACGACAAGGACAAGAAGAAAUCCAACAUGCACAAGAAAGAAAAAUCCGUCCUUCAGGGAAAGCUGACCAAGCUGGCAGUGCAGAUUGGCAAAGCAGGUCUGGUGAUGUCUGCCAUCACUGUCAUCAUCUUGGUACUGUAUUUUGCCAUUGACACCUUUGUGGUCAACAAGAAGCAGUGGUUGCCUGAGUGCACUCCUGUCUACGUUCAGUAUUUUGUUAAAUUCUUCAUUAUUGGUGUUACUGUGCUCGUGGUUGCUGUUCCUGAGGGACUCCCACUUGCUGUCACUAUUUCUCUGGCUUAUUCUGUAAAGAAAAUGAUGAGGGAUAACAACCUGGUGCGGCACCUGGACGCCUGCGAGACCAUGGGCAACGCCACGGCCAUCUGCUCGGACAAGACGGGCACGCUGACCACCAACCGCAUGACCGUGGUGCAGGCCUACGUGGGCGACGUCCACUACAAGGAGAUCCCCGACCCCGACUCCAUCCCUGCCAAAACCAUGGAACUGCUGGUCAAUGCAAUUGCCAUCAACAGCGCUUACACUACGAAAAUUCUGCCACCAGAAAAAGAGGGCGGGCUGCCCCGCCAGGUGGGCAACAAGACAGAAUGUGGCCUCUUGGGCUUUGUCCUGGAUCUGAAGCAGGAUUACGAGCCCGUCCGGAGCCUCAUCCCCGAGGAGAAGCUCUACAAAGUUUACACCUUCAACUCCGUCAGGAAGUCCAUGAGCACGGUCAUUAAAAUGCCGGACGGCAGCUUCCGCAUGUACAGCAAAGGAGCCUCCGAGAUUGUUCUCAAGAAGUGUUCCAGGAUCCUCAACGCAGCUGGGGAGCCUCGGAUCUUCAGGCCCCGCGACAGGGACGAGAUGGUGAAGAAAGUGAUUGAGCCCAUGGCCUGUGAUGGGCUGAGAACCAUCUGCGUGGCUUUCAGAGACUUCCCCAGCAGCCCUGAGCCUGACUGGGACAAUGAGAAUGACAUCUUAUCCGACCUGACCUGCAUCUGUGUUGUUGGCAUUGAAGACCCAGUAAGGCCAGAGGUGCCAGAAGCCAUCCGGAAGUGCCAGCGAGCCGGGAUCACCGUGCGCAUGGUCACCGGGGACAACAUCAACACUGCGCGUGCCAUCGCCAUCAAAUGUGGCAUCAUCCACCCAGGAGAGGACUUCCUCUGCCUCGAGGGGAAGGAGUUCAACAGGAGGAUCCGAAAUGAGAAGGGAGAGAUCGAGCAGGAGCGGAUUGACAAAAUCUGGCCAAAGCUCCGGGUGCUUGCUCGCUCUUCCCCCACGGACAAACACACUUUGGUGAAAGGUAUUAUUGACAGCACACAGGUGGAACAGAGGCAGGUGGUAGCUGUGACUGGGGAUGGAACCAACGAUGGACCAGCACUUAAAAAAGCUGAUGUUGGCUUUGCAAUGGGCAUCGCUGGCACGGACGUGGCCAAGGAGGCCUCGGACAUCAUCCUGACGGACGACAACUUCAGCAGCAUCGUCAAGGCCGUCAUGUGGGGCCGCAACGUCUACGACAGCAUCUCCAAGUUCCUGCAGUUCCAGCUGACCGUCAACAUCGUGGCUGUCAUCGUGGCCUUCACCGGUGCCUGCAUCACCCAGGACUCUCCCCUGAAGGCUGUGCAGAUGCUGUGGGUGAACCUGAUCAUGGACACAUUCGCCUCGCUGGCGCUGGCCACGGAGCCGCCGACCGAGGCGCUGCUGCUGCGCAAACCCUACGGCCGCAACAAGCCACUCAUCUCCCGCACCAUGAUGAAGAACAUCCUGGGCCACGCUGUCUACCAGCUCACCCUCAUCUUCACCCUGCUCUUUGUCGGUGAGAAAAUGUUUAAGAUUGACAGUGGGAGGAACGCCCCGCUUCACUCUCCUCCUUCUGAGCACUACACCAUCAUCUUCAACACCUUUGUCAUGAUGCAGCUCUUCAACGAGAUCAACGCCCGCAAAAUCCACGGCGAGAGGAACGUCUUCGAUGGCAUCUUCAGAAAUCCCAUUUUUUGCACUAUUGUCCUGGGUACAUUCGCUAUCCAGAUAGUAAUUGUCCAGUUUGGAGGAAAACCAUUCAGCUGCUCUCCCCUGCAGCUGGACCAGUGGAUGUGGUGUGUAUUUAUUGGAUUAGGAGAGCUGGUGUGGGGUCAGGUCAUUGCAACCAUCCCAACAAGUAGGCUAAAGUUUUUAAAGGAGGCAGGGAGGCUCACUGAGAAGGAGGAGGUCCCUGAGGAAGAGCUCAAUGAAGAUGUUGAAGAAAUAGAUCACGCAGAGAGAGAGCUCCGACGUGGACAAAUCCUCUGGUUCCGAGGGCUCAACAGAAUCCAAACCCAGAUCGAAGUAGUCAAUACUUUCAAGAGUGGCACUUCCUUUCAGGGGGCUCUCAGGAGACAGUCCUCCGUCACAAGCCAGACCCAGGAUAUCCGCGUCGUGAAGGCAUUCCGUAGCUCUCUCUAUGAAGGUUUAGAAAAACCAGAAUCUAGAACCUCUAUUCACAACUUUAUGACUCAUCCUGAAUUUAGGAUAGAAGAUUCCCAGCCCCACAUCCCACUCAUUGAUGACACAGACCUAGAAGAAGACCCUGCUCUCAAGAAAAACUCGAGUCCACCGUCCUCGCUGAACAAGAACAACAGUGCUAUCGACAGUGGAAUCAAUCUUACAACUGAUACAAGUAAAUCAGCUACCUCUUCUAGUCCAGGAAGCCCAAUACAUAGCCUGGAGACAUCACUUUAGCUGAAAAGGUCACUGCAAAAAAAAAAAAAAAGAAAAAAAUGAAAUAGAAAAAGUUAAAGUAAAAUAAAAUAAGAAACCCCACAGCAACCGAGAUAUAUAAAUAUAUAUAUUAAAAACAUUGCUGGCUGAAAAGCUGUUUGAACUCUUAUUCACUCUGAGACAAGUGAAUGAAUUGUUGAUCACAAUGGUUUUGGGGAAAGAAUGAAUGGCUGAUUUACAUACCCCCCGUUCCCUUUCAGAAAAACAAAAACAAAAAAAAAUCCUCCUGCAUGAAUGUACUGUACACUGCUGGCCCUUCUUUCUCUCUUUUUGUUCGUUUUUAUUUCUUUUUUGUUUUGGUUUUUUUUUUGUUUGGUUGGUUUUUUUUCCUCCUUAAGCAGGAACUGCAGAGGACUUCUUUCUGAGGCUAUUUAUCCAAUUCACUGGUCUGUGAGUUUUUUGAAAUGCUUGUGUGGCAUGGACUCAAUUGUAUAGAUUAAUUUAAAUAACUUUUUUGAAGUUGCAAAGCUUAACUUGCACAGUAGAUUUGCACCAGUUGGACAGAGGAACUUAAACAUUUAUGAGACUAUAUAUAGAGAUAUAUACAUAUAAGUAUAUAGAUAAUUAAUUAUAUAUAUGUAUAUAUCUAUCUAUAUAUAUAUAGUUAUAUAUAUAUAAAGUUUCUUUGUUGGCAUGUUGCCUUGUUUCUGCUCAAAUUGCUCUGACUAUUUUAACUUAUUUAUGUCCUAAAAAAGAAUGUAAUUUGUUUACAAACCUGUAGAUAAUAUCCUUAACUAUUUGUAGGGUUAAGAAAGCACUUCCUGCCGAAGUAGUAUAAAAAUGGCUCAGCUCAGCUCAUUGAAAAUGUCUGUACUCUCGCACCCUGGAUAUUUUAUUACAACCGUGCUCUGAUUUCUGCCUGAUUUCUUUUUUUUUAUUUUUCCUUUUUUUUUUUCUUUUUUUUUUGUUUUUUUGUUAAUAAUGUAGAUACUGCUAGUAAAUAACAAAAGAAGCCAAAAUAUAACACAUUGGAUGUAGCAUUGUGAUCCUAUAUACAGGGAGGUAAACCAGGCUUCCUUUGUUUCAAAUAAAAAUCAAAAUGAUCAGGUUCUCUCCUUUUUUUUUUCCCUUCCUUCCCUCUGAUAAUCUGCUUGAACUCGUUUUGGUGCAACAUACAAUAAUGGAGGCUAUUUCAUUCUUUAGACAUACAGCAAUGGCUUCGAAAACUAUUUUUAGAGAGACAUUAAAUGAGUUUAUAAUUUAAAAUAAGUUAUAUUUGGUUUGUCUAUAUGGAGAUAAAACAGAUGUUAAAAUCUUGUGAUAUACUGUGUUAAUCCUUUUCAAUUAGUACUUUAGGCAUUUAUUUCCUUCUUAUUUGCAAAGUAUGGGCUGUUGGCAUUUUGGAUGAAAAUCACUGUAGGUUAUUGCUUUGAUUUUAUUUUUUUUUAAAGAAAAAUAUAAUUUCUGCACUAUUAGGACUGAACGAAUCUUUAUUAAUUGUGUAUUGAGAUGUGCUUUGUGUGAUUUUUUUUUCUAACCGAGCUUGUGUUCCUGUAGUAACACAGUAAUACAUUAUUUUACCUUGAGCUUUCUACCUAGAAAGCUGCUUUGAAAACCUGCAGUAUGGAAGGUGGAAAACAUUUUUCAAGAUGGUAACAGCCCUAAAGCCGUAAAAAUUAUGAGCUUAUACAAUUGCUAUGUCAACCACUUGAAUGCUAAGCACUUUGUGGAUCACAGAUUUUUCAUAAAUAAUUUUUGUAUUUAAUAUAAAGUUUGCUUGGAGACUUUUCAGCAUAUGAUUUUUUUUCCAUAACUGUACAGUGCAAAAGACAUUUGGAAUUACACAGUCGAUUAUGCCAGGCGUGUUGGAACAAAACACCCUCCAACCAUCUCGAUCAAUUGAGUUGUUAAGGUGUUUUUCUGGUUGUCUUAAAGUUGGCUCCAUGCAGUGGUGCAUCUCUGCAGUCACAGCAGCUUAACCAAGCCAGAACUCUCCAAACCAAGCUUAGACUCAUGGCCAAACUGCAGACUGAACCCAGAUGUUUUCAGGGUGCAUCAGGACUAUCAGCCAGGUAAAGCUCUCAGCAGCUUCCCCUGCCAGCUGCCGGACUCUGGGCUAGGAGCUCCUGUGCUUUGGGCUCAUCCCUGGCUCGGUGGCCCAGGCUGAGGCCAGCAGGGUGGGCAGGAGCCCCGAGCUGUGGCAGCUGGCUGGCAGCAGCCAGGGCUGGGCACCCAGGCAGGACGGUGCUCUGUAAAUCGCUGAUUCCCCCUGUACACCACCGAUGGGCUCUUGGGGCCUGCUUGGGAUCUCUGGCCAGAAGACAAAAGUGGUAUCUAUUUACAGGGAAGCCUCUAGCUUUGGACUUGAACAUCUACAGAAGCUAUUAAUACUGGAACAGUUUCUUUUCAGCAUCUUAACACACUGACUGUUUGCCUUUUUGUUUUCGAACGCUCUUCAUGUUUUUUCCAUUUUAUUUUUUUUUUUAAUUUUUUUCCUGUAGGAGUACCCCUCCCUAAGGUACCAUUUGCAGACUUGAAAACUGUUAAGAAAACGAACACUGCAUUCUGUGUAUAUAUAGUAAAACAUAUAUAAACUGAGAUGCAUAGAAAACUUGGGCUUUUGUGAGCAGAGACUGUGCUUUAUGUAUAUGAUAAAUGAUAGACUUUUUUUUUUUUUUUUUUUUUUUUAAAAGCAGAAUAGCUAUGACCUUUCAACUACAAGUCGUGCAUCACAAUUCCUUUCUUUUAUUGCUUGACCUCUCUGUGAUGGGAACAAUGGAUCAAAAACCAAAAUGAUCAGUUUGUUAAAAUUCCCUGCAAUAUAUAAAUGCUCGCUCUCUACGUACUGUACUUAGCAGCAUGAGAUUUGUGGACAACAAUACAGUGGUACAUUGGCAAUCCAUCCCACUAGGGGUUAUUAAUAUAUGUUCAUUCAUCUGUUUUUAUGAAUUUUUUUAUCUAGACAAUAAUUGUAAAUAAAGAACUUACUCUGUCUGUUCAUUUAAUACUAUGCAAAAGGUUAUGCUUUCUAUUGUUAUUCUUAUUCCUACAGUGUGAUGCUGGAAUGUUUGUGGUUUCAAAAAAAAAACAAACAAAAAAGACAAAAGUAAGUAAAAUAUGUGAUGUAAAUUAUUUUAUAGUUUGAAACAAAAUGAUAAAGUUUUACUCUUGCUGCUUUCUGUCUAAUAGAUCUCUCUUGGCAGGAGCACAAGUGGAAAAUUUAAAGAAAUAAAUUCACAAAGCAGCAUGAACAAUAA